GUUGAGGUAAACAUGGCGGCUGUUGGACCUUUAAGAAGAAUCGCCAGACUGAGCUCCAGCAUCUGCAGGAGCCAUCGUUUAAUUUUUAACAGAAGCCCACAGAGACGAGGAAUAGCUUCAUGUAUCGACCCUGCUCAUGGACUCACAGAUGAACAGAAGGAGUUUCAAAAAGUGGCCUUUGACUUUGCAGCCAAUGAAAUGGCUCCACACAUGGCAGAGUGGGACCAGAAGGAAGUGUUUCCAGUAGAGACGAUGCGAAAGGCAGCCCAGCUGGGGUUUGGUGGGAUCUAUGUUCAGCCUGAUGUUGGAGGAUCGGGUCUUUCUCGGCUGGACACAUCGGUCAUCUUUGAGGCCUUGUCCACGGGAUGCGUCAGCACCACAGCUUACAUCAGUAUCCACAACAUGUGUGCCUGGAUGAUCGACACCUUUGGCAAUAUUGAACAGAGGGAGAAGUUCUGUCCUGAUCUCUGUUCGAUGGAAAAGUUUGCUUCCUAUUGUCUGACUGAACCGGGCAGUGGAAGUGAUGCUGCCUCACUACUGACCACUGCGCAGCUGAAAGGUGACCAUUACAUCUUGAAUGGUUCAAAGGCCUUCAUCAGUGGGGGAGGAGACACCGACAUAUAUGUUGUGAUGUGCAGAACUGGAGGUAAAGGACCAAAAGGCAUCUCAUGUUUGGUGGUUGAGAAGGGAACCCCAGGCCUCAGUUUUGGCAAAAAAGAAAAGAAGGUGGGUUGGAACUCCCAGCCAACCAGAGCAGUGAUAUUUGAGGAUUGUGCCGUUCCAGUGACCAACCGGCUCGGUGAGGAAGGUCAAGGAUUCUCUAUCGCCAUGAAAGGACUGAAUGGAGGCAGGAUUAACAUUGCAUCCUGUUCUCUUGGGGCGGCACAUGCCAGCGUACAGCUCACAAAGGAUCAUCUCUUGGUACGCAAGCAGUUCGGAGAGACGCUCUCCAACAACCAGUUUCUUCAGUUCAAACUGGCAGAAAUGGCCACCAAGUUGGUCGCGUCCCGCCUCCUGGUACGUGAAGCAGCGACGGCGCUGCAGGAGAACCGGGCUGAUGCAGUUUCUCUCUGCUCCAUGGCCAAGCUCUUUGCCACAGAUGAGUGCUUUAAUAUCUGCAACCAGGCUCUUCAGAUGCACGGUGGGUACGGUUACCUCAAAGACUACGCAGUGCAGCAGUUUGUCCGGGACAUCAGAGUACAUCAGAUCCUGGAGGGCACCAAUGAGGUGAUGAGGAUGAUCAUAUCCCGAAAUCUGCUGACAGAGUCCUGAUAAAUCUUUGUCCCUGGAUCUUCAAGUGACUGUAUUAGUGACCAUAUUGUUAUGGUCCUCACCUCUGGUUUGUUACUGCGUGACUGGUUUCUGAAAAUGCACACUGCAUCAUAGGAUUUCUGAGGGUGACAAAAGGUCAUUGCAGGAUUGGGGGUAAACCAGCAGGAAAAAAGGAGGCUUUUCUAGUGCAAUUUUCUGUCUUUUGUUUGAGUUUUAACGACACUGGGGAAGGGAAUAUUGAUUCAUCAGUCUGUUGUCCAACUAUGGUCCAGAGUGAAAUAUCUCAGUAAAAUUUAAACCAGAUUUCGAAGAAAAUGUGGUACAUUCAUUGUUAAAGGAGGAUUAAUUCCAAUGACACCACUGAUCCCCUGACUUUUCAUGUAGCACCAACUGCAGUUCAAGAUUUCCACAUGUCCAACAGUUCUUUGACAAGUGUUGUCUGAAUUUCAGGCGAUACUUGCCAAUAUAGCAGACUGAAAUGCUAAAUGUUAGCAUAUUACACUAACAUACCAACAUUAGAAUUCAGAUGUACCUAAAUAUAAUUAAAGCAGACAAAGGACAUUUUAUUUACACAAUGUAACUGAUGAAUGAUGACAGUGUCAGAGUCUGACAGUGUUCAGCUGAGCCAUAUGUCAGCCAUGAGUCACCUCCUAACCACUGUACACAGUCAUGCUAACAGCUCUCUGAGGCUAUACUUAGGCUCAUCGGUGCUUUGAUCCAAAUGCUAACGUUAGCUCGCAGUGACAAUGUGACAGUGACAAUGCUAAUGUGCUGCUGUUUAGCAAGUAUGUUUCUGCUAAUUAGCACAGAAUACAAAGUACAGCUGAUGAGUUGUGCAGGUAUUUGGACAAAGUGGACAUUUGAAUAGAUGGGGGCACUAGAUAAAAAGUUAAGGAUCACCAAGUUAUCACAAUUCACCCUGGGAGGGACGUGAGCCUGUGUAAGAAAUUUCAUGGGAAUCCAUCCAAUAGUUGUAAAAAUGUUUGUGCCAAAAAGAUUGACCUUUAGUGGUACUAAAGGAAAUAUCAGAGAAUUAAGUCAAUUGGAGUCAUCCUCUGGGCACCAUGAACGCCUGUAAUCUGCAAUCUAUCCAGUAGUUGUUGAGAUAUCUCAGUCUGGCCAUCGCCAUCCCUGGAGCCACGCUGCUAGCAUAGUUUAAAAACCCCUUUUGAACAGUACAAAAUUGCGAUUUUACUUCCAACAGUUCUGUUUCCUGUGAAUAUGCUUGUGUGGAUAAAGUUUUAGUCUUGUUUUUCUAUAAAAAAGCUGCUCAUUACAACAGUUUCACUCAAUUUGUGGGCAGAUAUAUCGGUUAUGUGUUAAUGAAAGGAUGUGUUUGUUCUACUGUAAAUCACACAUCUAUAUCACAUGCUGUCUGAGCAUCUCUGUCCCUAAAGUGUCCUUUCAGAUCAUAUUUAUCUUCAUAGUUACUGUAUUGUUAGUAUGUUGUGUGUUCUGUCAUAUGUGAAAUGGCUACAGGAAACAAUGCUGUGCGCCACAAAUGCAGAUAUAUUGGUUGUGUAGUGUAGUUUGAAAUGUCCCUUUAUUUGCUGAUCACACUCCAAAUAAAAUCAU
Messenger RNA from Chelmon rostratus (copperband butterflyfish), 2847 nucleotides. It is a transcript of the gene acad8, whose product is annotated as acyl-CoA dehydrogenase family, member 8. Gene Ontology annotation, molecular function: flavin adenine dinucleotide binding; acyl-CoA dehydrogenase activity. Lineage: Eukaryota; Metazoa; Chordata; Actinopteri; Chaetodontiformes; Chaetodontidae. Bases 13 to 1272 code for a protein of 419 amino acids. The transcript is spliced from 11 exons. The record is from RefSeq and is a predicted model, not a curated record. Gene Ontology annotation, biological process: lipid metabolic process.